AUGUUCAAUGUAUCGCUGAACACAACUAAUCCUAAAAAGCCAGGACCAUCCAAGCAGUCUACUUUGGCGUCGUUCAUAAGUUCUUCAAAACCCAAUCGAGACGUCAAGGCGAAUCAGCCGUUCCCUGCACUCAGGUUAGACAAGAGAAGCGUAUCUAACGACCAAGACUUCCCGCAAAAUAAGGAGAAUGCACCCAAACGCGUGAAAUUGGACCGAUCGGUCUCCUGUCUGGGGUUUGGCCAGCAGGAUACACCUGUUUCGGAGGUGUCUGCCUCUCAACCAUCCAGCUUCAAACACUCAAAACCCAUUGAAAAGAUACAAUUAGAAAAGACAGAUAUCGACGUAUCGACGAGACCAGAGGUAAACAUUGGCAGGUCCAUCAAGCUGCCCGCGCGUAAACCAAUGUCGGCUUCGCGUCAGAGAUCGUUGCCAUGGUCGAAUCUGAACCUGAAAAAGAUUUCAAAUCCACGCAAUCAAAACAAGCCGUCAUCUCAAAAUGGCAACAGUGUUAGCGGAUCUCUAUCGGCGGAGCAGCGCAAAGUCAUUGAGAUGGUGCUAUACGAGCGCAAGAACAUUUUUUACACAGGUUCUGCAGGUACUGGUAAGUCUUUCCUGUUACGUGAAAUAAUCAAACGCCUGAGGAACAGAUAUGGCUCUAGUUCUAUUGCAGUGACUGCUUCAACUGGUUUGGCGGCCACAAAUAUUGAGGGCACCACAAUUAAUCGAUUUUCUGGUAUUGGGUUGGGCUCUGAGCCAGUCAAUAAGUUGGUGGGCAGGAUAAAAAGCAGACGAAGUAUCGUUGAGAGAUGGAAAGGCACCAAAGUGCUAAUCAUCGAUGAGCUAUCUAUGAUAGACUCCAUCUUUUUUGACAAGUUGAACGAGAUUGCAAAGCAAAUACGAGGUAGCAACAAGCCGUUUGGCGGCAUCCAACUCGUUUUGACGGGAGAUUUCUUCCAGCUUCCCCCUGUUUCGUUGAGCAAAAUGGGUGCAGCUAAGUUUUGUUUUGAUGCGGUCAGUUGGAAGGAAUGUAUUGAUGAAACCAUUCUACUAACUAAGGUUUUCAGACAAAAGAACGAUUCAGACUUGAUUGAAAUGUUGAAUGCCUUGAGAAUUGGUAAGCUUUCAGAUGAAAUCAAGCGGAAAUUCAAAAGGCUUGAACGCCCUCUCCAAUACAAUGAUGGUAUUUACCCUACAGAGCUCUACCCAACAAGAGAAGAAGUUGACCGUGCUAAUUUGGAGAGACUGAAUUCGCUUCCAGGACGUGUCUAUACCUUUCAGAGUCGCGAUAAUUUCCCUCCCAAUGGAAACCCAGCGAUAUUCGUCAAGCAACUGGAUGGUCUAAUGUGUGCAAAAAUGUUGCAACUCAAAGAAGGUGCACAAGUAAUGUAUCUGAAGAAUGACCUGGAAGAUCCUCAAUUGGUUAAUGGAUCUAUUGGGAAGAUAGUCUGUUUCUGCAGUAUCGCACUUUGGACCUUAUUCACCAACACGUUCAAAGAAUACGAAAGGCCAAUGCACACCGAUCUUCUGGUAAUGGCAUCUAGGUUUACUGGUAAUGAACCGACCGCCCAGGACGAAGAAUUGUACAACGAGUUCCUGGCUACCAAUUAUAAUAGUCCUUCGCAGGUGGAACUUGCUAAAGAAAUGAUCCGAACAGCCAAAAUGUCUAAACUGUCAGAGGUGUUGCCCCUUGUCAAAUUUUCUCAUAGCUCACUGAAGCUUAUAGAGCCAGUGCCAUUUUCUCCUGAGUCUAAUAGCGAAUUAAGCCGUGAACAACUUCCGAUCCUGCUUUCAUGGGCCUUGUCCAUUCAUAAGUCUCAAGGGCAAACAUUGGAGCGCGUCAAGGUCGAUCUGACCAAAAUCUUCGAGAAAGGUCAGGUCUACGUUGCUCUGAGUAGAUGUGUGGACACGAAAAACCUUGAGAUUGUAAACUUUGAUGAAAAACGUAUCAGGAUCAGUGAAGAUGUUGUCCAGUUUUAUGAGAAUCUGAAGCAGCUCAAAUGA
Ogataea haglerorum is the source of this 2001-nucleotide messenger RNA. RefSeq lists its product as uncharacterized. Bases 1 to 2001 code for a protein of 666 amino acids. Gene Ontology annotation, cellular component: replication fork. NCBI's taxonomy places the organism in Eukaryota, Fungi, Ascomycota, Pichiomycetes, Pichiales, Pichiaceae. Gene Ontology annotation, biological process: telomere maintenance; DNA repair; DNA replication. The record is from RefSeq and is a predicted model, not a curated record. The transcript has a single exon. Gene Ontology annotation, molecular function: ATP hydrolysis activity; DNA helicase activity.